UGGUACGGUUGGGCGCGAGUGGUCGCGCAUAUUCGUGUGUUGAGUUUCGGGUACGCGUCGGGGCGAGAGCGCGUACCGUAUGCAUCGACGUUUCGAACGAUUUUCGCGGCCGCGGUUUCAUUCUGUGCGAAAUAUGUCGCGACUCUGCGCGGCUUAACGACGGGACGAUACUUGGACGAGUCACUGUCAGCGCUAGAAAGAUAAACAGAAAUCAUGUUUUACGCGCAUUUUGUGUUGGCCAAGAAGGGGCCCUUGGCCCGUAUAUGGCUGGCCGCUCACUGGGACAAGAAGUUGACCAAGGCACACGUAUUCGAGACAAACAUAGAAAAGUCCGUGGACGGUAUAUUACAACCGAAGGUAAAAAUGGCUUUGAGAACAUCCGGCCAUUUGUUAUUGGGAGUAGUGCGAAUCUAUUCGAGAAAAGCCAAGUACUUACUGGCCGAUUGCAAUGAGGCCUUUGUUAAGAUCAAGAUGGCCUUCAGGCCUGGAAUGGUGGACCUGCCUGAAGAGCACCGGGAGGCAGCUGUGACAGCUAUCACUUUGCCAGAAGUGUUUCAUGACUUUGACACUGCUAUGCCUGAACUCAAAGAUGUCGACAUUGAAGCUCAGUUCAGUUUGAAUCAGUCUAGAGCAGAGGAGAUAACGAUGAGGGAAGAUUACGGCAGUCUAUCUCUGGUUACGCACGAUCAGGGCUUCGGUGACAUGAGUUUCGACGCCGAGCCACCAGAGUUACUACGUCACGGCAGCGGCAUGGAACCGUCGUUAGAUCAGAGUCACAUGUUGUUCAGCGAUGGUCCAGGAAUAGAAACGGCGCUGGAGCAGAAAGAGAAAGAGCCAGUUGCAGGAACAUCUGCUACAGCACAGCCCAUGGACAUCGAUACGCCUAUUAGAGACGACGGGUUUGGUGGUCAUCUUGGCCAGGAUAUCAUAUCGGGGGGUCUCUUUGAAGGCGGUUUAUUUGACGAGGCCCCAAUGGGCGAAGUACCCGUACCUGAGGUUAGUUCGAUAAACGAGCAGCCGGAAGCGGGCGCGGCUCCUGGAACUGCUGCCUCCGUGCAUGACGAAUCUGACGAAGACAUGGGCGAUCAUUUUGGCGGUCCAGCCUCUCCGAUGGGAGGCAUGAGCUCUGACGGCUCGAGACCAGCCACACCAGUCGCGGCUGGAGAGGAGAUUGAAGGCAGAAUAAGCGUUGCCAGUCGGCGCUUUACACCAGCUCCGCCAGUUAUGCCAGAGGAACAUGCUAUUGAUAACAUAGAGGAACCGCCACCUUUGCAAGAUCAAACCACAUUAUUGCACGAUGAGGAAGAGAGCUUCGCGCUAGCUCCGAUUGAUGCAUCCGCUUUGAAAGGAUUCACGAAGGCCAAACGCAAGCGUAAGCUCAUUGUCGACGAGGUAAAAAAUAUUUCUGGCGAGGAGAUGAAGGCGCAGCUAUCCGAUACGAGCGAUAUUAUCACGACGUUGGACUUGGCACCGCCUACGAAAAGACUGAUGCACUGGAAGGAAACUGGCGGCGUAGAGAAGCUCUUUGCUCUGCCAGGAAGGCCUAUUCCGGCUCGCGUUCUAUUUAAGAAUUAUCAGAGGCAUCUCACAAGCAAGUCUUACGAUCAUGAGGAUUUCGGUCGACUUGGAACUGAGGAAGAUGGAAUGUCUUUGGAGCAAAUGAGAGAUGGUCCAGAAGAAGUAUCCUCUUUAGAGCAAAGCAUUCUCGGUAAGCGUACAGGACGUAAACGGAAAGCACCACUGGAUGAUGAGAUAAGGCAGCCUCCUCAACCACCCCAACCAACUCCAGCGGAUAUCAGCCAACUGAAUGAAGCGGUGGAAAUUCCAAACAUAAUAGCACAGCAUAAUCUUUCGGAAUCGUCCGUUGCACCGGAGGUAUCUUUACCAGCGGAACCGUCGGUUUCCGAUAUAAGCAGCAUUGUGCCUUCCGGCGAACCAUCAGACGUACCACCGAUUACCGAGACGCCUUUGCUCGGUUCGGAAAUACCGCAAAUCGCGCCAACCGACGUCGGCACACACGAAGAACCCCAAAUACCAUUAAUGUCGGCGCAGGAAGACGCCACCGUACCUACGUCCGAUAUGCCGCAGAUGGAAAACAUGGGUUACGAUCAGGCACAACCACAGGUUUCGUACAUGGGCUAUGACGAACAGCAUCCUCCAGCGCAUACGCCUGGUGCAAUUUCCGAAAGAGGACCUGCCACACCGUGGAACCAUGAGGAUUACGAGUUUCCGCCAUCCGUGGGACCUCAAGAGGAACAACAAAUGGACGAAACUUAUGAGCAGUUUGAAGAACGCGUUCUUAACAAAAGAGCAGCGCAUAUGUAUCAUGUUAUUAAGAGCAAACUAGAUACCAAAGAUAAAUUAACAUUAUCAGAGAUGGCAUUCAAAAAUAAUCGCAAACAGGUUGCACAGAAGUUUUAUACGCUGUUAGUCUUGAAAAAGUUCCAAGUAUUAGAACUCAAUCAAGAAUAUUCGUAUGCUGAGAUAAUAGUCACAAAAGGACCAAAAUUCGAAAAUCCUGCGUUAUAAAGAUUUACGCUCUCGAUUAUAAAGCUGCGUGUAUCAAUGAUGUUGAUAUAUAUUAUUACACAUAAAAUAUCAAAAUGACAUUCGUUCUUUCCUAAAAAAAAUCCUAAAUUAUGAUAGUAUAAAGAUUUAUUGAUUUAAAAUAGAGUUAUUUGUGACAAAUGAGAAAAUUUCUCUAAUUUUUUGGAUUCCCUGUCUUGAAAAAAUGUAUAAUGAAUAUUAAUUAUUGUGUAAUCAUUUUAAUCGUGUUGCAUUCCUUUCUUUUCAUACAUAUAUGUAUUAAUAUAUACUACAUUCACUUUUCAUUGAUAUGCUUAUUAACUUUGUCAAAAUUUCUACAACUGAUUGCGUCCUGUAUUAUUCAUCAAUCCGAACAGGAUUUGUAUAUAAAUAUAAUGAAUAGUUGAAGAAUUA
Molecule: messenger RNA, 2940 nt
Organism: Vollenhovia emeryi
Lineage: Eukaryota; Metazoa; Arthropoda; Insecta; Hymenoptera; Formicidae
Gene: vtd
Product: double-strand-break repair protein rad21 homolog
Exons: 13
Coding region: 214-2529 (771 amino acids)
Biological process (GO): mitotic sister chromatid cohesion; synaptonemal complex assembly; replication-born double-strand break repair via sister chromatid exchange
Cellular component (GO): synaptonemal complex; cohesin complex
Molecular function (GO): protein binding; chromatin binding
Source: RefSeq, a predicted model, not a curated record